Solanum lycopersicum (tomato) is the source of this 837-nucleotide messenger RNA. RefSeq names its product upstream activation factor subunit UAF30. Gene Ontology annotation, cellular component: nucleus. NCBI's taxonomy places the organism in Eukaryota, Viridiplantae, Streptophyta, Magnoliopsida, Solanales, Solanaceae. The record is from RefSeq and is a predicted model, not a curated record.
AUAUCAUUCGACUCUCCCAAACGAAUUACGACUUUGACCUUCUUUCCAAAACCCUAUUUUCCUCUUUGAUCAGCCGUAGGGUUUUACGAAAACUUCAAAGUAAUCAAUGGCGUCAUCGACUCGGAUUUUCGGUAACUGCUGUCGAGCUUUAAUGGCUGCUGCUAAAACUUCCGCAGCAACUGAAACCACAGCGGCAGCAACAGCCACUGUGACCAAAGCCAGAGGUCGCCCUACUGGAAUACUGAAGCCUCAACCAGUUUCGACUGCACUAGGAAGCUUCUUAGGUACUAAAGAAUCCUCCCGCGCUGAUGCGGUCAAGAAAGUUUGGGAAUACAUUAAAACCCAGAAUCUUCAGAAUCCCACAAACAAGAGAGAGAUACAUUGUGACGACAAGUUGAAAACUAUAUUUGAUGGCAAGGACAAGGUUGGUUUUCUUGAGAUUGCGAGGCUAUUAUCCCAGCAUUUUCGUAAGGCUGCUUAAGUUCUAGUCAAGUGGGAACUUCUGUAAACAUUACGCACCUUCUGGAUACUGGACAUUGUUCUUUACCUAGCUUGCUAGCUUCUUUCUGUUUCUAGUAGCUCUACUAUUUGCCUUCACCAUUGUUUGAAUUCUCAAACGGGGUCGAUCCAGAUGCUCUUUAAAUGAAGUAGUUUGAAGAUGAACAAAAAGCAACAGAACUGCUACCCUUAGUGUUCCUCCACCCCUAAGUUCCCUCCUUAUUUGAAGUUAAGCUAGGUAUGCAGGAUUAGAUACUUUUGAAACACAAAUUGUACCAGUUGAAAUGUAAAAUUCUUAUUGCAGUUAGUUCUCUAAUUCUCUUCAUUUUGCUGAUAAAA